Molecule: messenger RNA, 306 nt
Organism: Strongylus vulgaris
Lineage: Eukaryota; Metazoa; Nematoda; Chromadorea; Rhabditida; Strongylidae
Source: the annotation of a GenBank genome assembly
AUGGCUCGACGCUUGGAUGCGAAUCCACCAUUUGGCACAUCGUCAUCCACCAGAAUUGACCACGCUUACGUACCGACCCAUCCAGCUCCACUUGCUACAGCUGAGAACGGGCUUGGAAGUGUUGGAGGUGGAAAUUCCUCUUAUUCAUCGAGUCAUGUGGUUCAUGAGAGAUUCCGCCAAAUUGUGAGUGGAGAUGGUCCAGCUACGAAUGACGGAAGCUGGCAAACAAGCGAAACGACCACACGCACUUUUGAUGGACCAGGUGGUGUGCAGAAGCAGUCCGUAACACUUCAUUUAUCUUCAUAA